Messenger RNA from Giardia duodenalis, 3588 nucleotides. RefSeq lists its product as uncharacterized. Bases 1 to 3588 code for a protein of 1195 amino acids. Lineage: Eukaryota; Fornicata; Diplomonadida; Hexamitidae. The transcript has a single exon. The record is from RefSeq and is a predicted model, not a curated record.
AUGGGUGUUACAGCCUUUGCUACGGCAUUUUUUCCUGGUUUAACACUCACACAGCUGGCACUAUUGGCCUCAAUGAUUGUUGAGGGCCAGCCUGCUUCCAAAUAUCUUGAGCUGCUCACCCCUCAACUUGUUAGUUAUUCUGUGGUUGUUGCAGUCCCAUGUAUUCUAGGUAUAUUUCUCUUUGUCUUCUUGCUGUACAUCCUUUUCGCCAGGCUAUGUGGAUGCGGUUCAAAGAGAUGUAGAAUUUGUCUUAGAUGUAAUUCUUGCUGUUAUGUUGUUCAGAUAAUUUCAUGCAUCGUAGGCCUUGCGGGAUGCGUCGGUUUGAUAAUCGCGAGCACACAACCUCUUAUCGGUUUCACAAAUGCGUCCAAGGAGUUGCAAACGCUUACUGAAAGACUAGAUGUCACCACCAAGGGUGCAGUGUCUGCUGGUGACAGCAUACUAGACGCGCUCCUGAUCUUCUCAAAUGGCACAGAGCUGGGCUCCCCCGUCAGCAAGAUGCUCGGCAUGGAUAGUCAACAAUUGCCUGCCUACAUAACUGAUAUCUCAACCCACACACUAAUAGGACCACUCUACAAGGCAGUGGCUGCAUCUGACAACAGCUUCGCUUCUAGUAUCUCCUCUCUCCUCGAUCCAAGUUGCAACGAGGCCUACAAGAGCAUCGAUCUUGUUGAGGACUUUGCGAGCAAUGCGAAUAUUAGAUUGCAAUUGAUAGGAUUGGAGGAUAAACAAAAGGCAGUGAUUGAUGACCUGCAGACUAGAAAAGCUUAUUCAUACUUUGAAAAUACAAGUAGUGCAAACAACGUCGAUGACGUAAAGAUCACUACAUCAUCUCUUGCUCACUUAAACCGAAAGUCCAUCGUUGGUGGGGCCGUCUAUGCAAUAAAUAGCGUCGUCAUGGGGGUUAAUAAUUCUCUGGAGCCUAAGACAAAAGCUGCUCCAGAUCUUGCAGCGCAGUGGAAAGCAAUAAUAGAAGAGGCAAGCAAACAAGUCUUUUCGUCAGUUGAAGCUUAUAAUAAGUAUAAAUCUUCUCAAGAUAGCCCUAUUCCGCGGACAGAUCUUAAGUUACCCGCAUCACGCAGCGCAGCUGACAUUAUUGGUUUCAUAAAAACUCAUCUUGACAAGCUAGGCAAUGACGAGGAUAACAGGAAGCUGAUUAGGGCCAUUCUUGAGACUUUUACCGCUGGACAAGCAACAAUUGGAUCGUUCAUUAAGACUCUCUGUGCUUCCGAUCUCAAAAGCAAGUUCACUACUCUUUGCAGUGGGAUAACAAGCAGUUCAACAGACACAGAUAUAUCUUCCAGGCUCAACAGCUUGAUAAUCCCAACCGACAGCUUCACUGGUGCUCUUAAGGACCUCUUUGAUGAUCUCAGUGGGCUCCUUCCGUAUCUGGACUAUGUGCAGGAGCUGCAGUUACACAGGAAGGAACUAGAGCCCCAGUAUGUCUUUGACGCCUUCGUUAACAACAGGACAUGCCCGUACUUCAUUUCUGGCCUCGCCCCACUACUGCAUCCGGGGACAACAAUAACCACUUGCACGCCAGAAUUCAUGGAGAAGCUUCCCUCUUGGGCAAAGAGCUACACUACCCUGACGCUUGCCUUUCCCUUAGCGACGGCCUUCAUGCUUCUCUUUCCUCUAGCGAGCUUCACCCUGGGACUCUUGGGAGCAUUUUGCAAGAAGAAGAGUCUGCUCACAUGGGCCUUGAUUUGCAACGCCUCUAGCAUUCUCUGUGUGGUCAUUCUUCUUGCCAUCUUUGGCCUUCUUGCUGCGAUCAUCGGCAAGGUGCUUGUUGUCCAGGCAUCUGCCCUCUUCAACAAUCCAGAAACGUACAUGGACGCAAACUACCCCCAGAUUAUGUCCAUUAUUAAUGCAUCAAUUCCAGAAGAGUACAGGAAGGUCUUUGUAAGCAACGUCUCCAUAGAUCUUUUAUGCAACUCAGAGAAUCAAGGGAAUGUCUUCCCCACGCUUGCGUACACAACACCUAGCUGUAUCCCCAUAGAUUGGAGCACCUAUGCAGCACUCAAGGGCACGGGAAAGGGCGAUGUGUGCACAUCUUCAUUGGGUGCUGUUGCCGAUGCCGCUACUAAACUGUCAUUACCCACAGACGAUCCUCUUCGUUCUGCUGGCCUAUCCUUUCCCUUGAAUUUCUCUACACUUUCUCUAACCAAUCUGAUCUACUAUAAUAAGAAGACUCACAAUAACAACCUGUUUCAACUCAUAGGGCUUCCUGAGUUUUAUCCACAGCUGAAGGAGUUGCUUCCAAACGCAGCCACGGCUCUUCUAACCCUGGGAUCCGUUUUUGUUAACGGUGCAGAGGAGGUGAUGGUCAGCACUAUGGCUCCUGUUAUUAAAGGCAUUAGUGACUCUCUCAAUAAAGCUGAGCUAAAGAAGAUUAACUUAUUCCUGCAAGCAAAGGAUGGCUACGCCUUAUAUGCUGCAAACUAUUCAAGUGAAGAUAUGAGGAGUGCACUCUACGGGUCCUCUGUGUCUUCUGAGCUAUUUGACAUUUAUAAGGCAUGCAUUACAUAUGUGGAGAGCUACACAGGAGAACAGAAGCCGAACGCACUCUCACUGCAAGAGGCCGUAGCUUCCGUGCGGGGACUCAGUGGGAUCAAGGGGGAGUGCAUUGCUCUCGCGCAGCUGCUACGUGGUGUAGCAUUUGCAGCGGGCUGCGAGCUCACAACCUUUGAUCAGACAAUAAAAUAUACUAUGGCCUUCAGUUUGGACGCAUUGUGUGCAAAGGAUGGUAUUGCAGAUUUUAUGAAGAGCUUGCGUACAGCACUAAAUGCACUUAAAGCAUCCUGCUCUGGUUAUACUGGUGUUCUUACCAAAGUACUAAAUAAGACCAUGGAAGCAGAGGAUAUUAGGCCGGGGUGUCAGAAGGGGAAUACAAACGGCAAUAGCCUAACAAAUGAGAAAAUUAUCAGAACGUAUCCGGCGUUCGCGGAGGCCAUGAUGGCCCUUCUUCCUCGCGGGCUCACUGUAUUUGGAUGGAACGCAUCUAUAACAAAUGACGAUGCAUUUACCCUUAUUCUUGAUACUACACGGGCAUACCAGAGGUUCACCGAUGUAUUUACUGGGUGGCAAGCAUUCAACACAGACACGGUGACCUUUAUCAGUGCAUACUCUGACCUGAUCUCUGCAAUUUUGUCCCCAAUCACCAUAUUCUCUGACAUACUCGAAACCAACAUUAUUGCGACCAGUCACACAGGCAGACUCACUCCUGGGUUUUCGCCUUGCUUCGACACAACUGUCUUGGCGUCCCUCCGUGCACUCAUCAAUGAUACUAUGCUGGUCCCUGUCAGCAGGGCUGUUGCAGCUUCCCUAGACGCAGCCGUGGGAGACAAGGGACUGAUUACGCCAUACACCUGGGAGGCUGUCUUUAUUCUGUUCGAUAAGCUUCUCUUCGGGGUCGGGAUGCUGGAGAGCUUUGGAGCUGUCUUCCUGUGUCUGUACUUCAUCUGGGCAGGGUUCUUCUUCGCGGUCUUCGGCCAGAACAACUCCUGGAUCUUUCUUUCUCACACAAGCGUAGGGCCGGCCGAUGAUAACAGCGAAAGGGUGCGACUUAUGCCCAGCGCCUCACCCUAG